GGAGGGAGCCGAGGGAGAGAGGCGCGGUCCCCUCCCCGCCCCCAGGCCGCCGCCCCCCGCCUGCCCUCGGCGGCGAGCUGCGCGCCGCGACCCGGGCCGGAGGUGCGAGGGCCGAGGGGCGGCCGGGCGGGCGCGCAGCAUUCCCGCGGGCGGCGCGGAGCCGGCGACAGCGCGCGAGCCGAGCCGGACCGGGCGGCGGCGGCGGCGGCGGCGGGACCGGGAUGGAAGGGAGCGCGGUGACUGUCCUUGAGCGCGGAGGGGCGAGCUCGCCGCCAGAGCGCCGGAGCAAGAGGAGGCGCAGGAGCGGCGGCGGCGCCCGAGCACCCGAGGGGGUCCGAGCCCCGGCAGCCGGCCAGCCCCGCGCCACAAAGGGAGCGCCCCCGCCGCCCGGCACGCCGCCUCCCUCCCCAAUGUCCUCGGCCAUCGAGAGGAAGAGCCUGGACCCGUCUGAGGAGCCAGUGGAUGAGGUGCUGCAGAUCCCCCCGUCCCUGCUGACAUGUGGAGGCUGCCAGCAGAACAUCGGGGACCGCUACUUCCUGAAGGCCAUCGACCAGUACUGGCACGAGGACUGCCUCAGCUGUGACCUCUGCGGGUGCCGGCUGGGCGAGGUGGGCCGGCGCCUCUACUACAAACUGGGCCGGAAGCUCUGCCGCAGAGACUAUCUCAGUGAAGUCUCAGCAAACCAGAUCCGGAAGGGGCUGCAGAGGCCUUCUCUUCCAGUUGUCUUAAGACACAGAAGCCAGGGCGGAGGAUGUCAUUGGCGCUGGGGCACCCGGCUCCUUAGAGGUGAUGCUGGGACCAGAACUUGUCUCUGAAAUGUGAGUCCUUCGUCCUUCCCUUCACUAGCUGCCUGAUGUGCGUUGUAAUUUACCCCCGACUUCCCUUUAAUAAACGCUCUCCUCCCGUAAGGGUCACACGCCCCAGGCACUCGGCUUCGUUCCACGCACACUGUUUUGUGAGUCGUUUAUCCUCACCCGGGCCCAAACUCAACUUACUGAAAUCAGAACUGUCUAUCCACUCCGUGACCUCCAAGGUGGCAGUUCCCUGCAGCUCUACCAUCUGCUGCCUUGGGAUAAGAUGUUCUCCCCCAGUAAUGAGUUUGCUCCCAGGUGGUGCCUUGAAAACACUCAGAGCUCUUCAAAUGGAAAGCGGGAUUCAGAGGUAAAUUAGCUGGCCCGGUGGUAACCCACAGACCACGUCUUCCUGGUUCCAUUAAUUUUCUCAUGUAUUUCAAAAUUUGUCAACUGCCCUCAUCUCCCCUACGACCUCUCAGAACGUACCACCUUGAUUCUCUGCUAUUCUGAAGUUAAUAAGAACUUCCAAGAAGAACAGGCAUUCACCUAAAACCGCCCUGAAGGUUUCCUGUGGAAAGGACCUGCUGACAUGUCACGUAAUCAGGCGUGUGGGAAAAUGACUGCUGGCAGCAAGACUGGCCCCUUUGGGAAUACCCCCAAGGUGUGUUCAAACCCAGCUGGCGUUGGCUUCGCCCUUGAGCAUUGCGCUUUGACAUGCUGUGUUGCGUCCUUUAACAGCUGGUGAGGUAGAAGCUAUGAUCACUGCCAUUUUACAAGCUCAGAGGAAUCAGAGGUCUCACCAGGGUCACUCAGGUACUGAACCCGAGUCUUCUGAUUCCAGUGCUUGUGUUAUCCUACACUUGUGGGGGAUUCUCAAAAUUCAGCCUGCAUCAGAAUCACCUGGCUGUGCUCAGGACCACACAAACGACUGGGCCUCACCUGCAGGGUCUCAAUCAGGAGACACUGAUUGUGGGGACUUCCCUGGUGGUGCAGUGGUUAAGGAUCCACCUGCCAAUGCAGACGACACAGGUUCGAUCCCUGGGCCUCGGAGAUCCCACAUGCCGCAGAGCAACUAAACUCCUGCGCCACAAAUACUGACCCUGUGAGCCACAACUACUGAAGCCCAUGUACUUAGAGCCUGUGCUCCGCAACAAGAGAAGCCACCGCAAUGAGAAGCCUGCACACUACAAUGAAGAGUAGCCCCCGCUCACCACAACUAGAGAAAGCCCAUGUGCAGCAACAAAGACCCAACGUAGCCAAUAAAUAAAUAAAUAAAAUAAAUUAAAAAAAAGGAGACAUUGAUUGUGCACCGAGUGUGCAUUUCUAACCAGGUGAUUCAGAUACGGCUGUUCCCAGGACCACACUCUAAGAACCACUGCACUAGGCUCCACUAUACUGCAUCUUCCACUUUGACACUGAAUAUUGCUUAAAAUAAGCGACCAGUCACCUGAGACUUAGGAGAGUCUUGAUUUCAAUGUCAGAAGACGACACUGCGUGUCUUCGGUCGAACUCCCUCUGUCUCCCAGAAGCUGGGGUCCCAGCAAACAGUCAUGUGGAUAUGGCCUUUGCACCUUUGGAGGAAUUCAGGACCAACCUUCCCCGUGGGUGGAAUUUGUGGCUGUUGAUGUGAUAGAAUUUGGGGAGCCUCAGAAAGAUACCCAUGUCAUUGCAUUCGUGGUCAGUUUCUUCUCAAAGGGGCCCCAAGGGUUUACUCCUGCUCCCCUUCUAAAAUGAAUUUUCCUCUGGGAGGAGACACACGAUCCAUGCCUAACCUCUUAAAUCACUUCAGCCGAGAGUCUUUUCCACAGAGCUGGGGCCCGGGGCAGCUUAGAGGCGUGGGGAGUGGUGGCUGCAGGCAGGGAGAGAGCGCAGAAAGGGGAUGAGUUAUGUCAAACACAAACGCCACAGAGGCGGUUUCAUCCCAGACGACCCUCCUCCUUCUAGGAGAGACUAUGUACGAGUCGGCCCUCUGUCUGGACCCAGCUCUUCCUUGCUUCCCGACAUCUUGGAAAUCCAGCCUACAUCAUGGAGCCCAUCCUCAGGCCCUUUCUUCCAGAAUUGUCUCUGCCACUGUCUUUUUUAGCUUUUCUCUCUUGCUCCCCCUAGGCUCUUUGGCCAAGAUGGUCUCUGCGCGUCCUGUGACAAGCGGAUCCGUGCCUACGAGAUGACAAUGCGGGUGAAGGACAAAGUGUAUCACCUGGAAUGUUUCAAAUGUGCCGCCUGUCAGAAGCAUUUCUGUGUGGG
Hippopotamus amphibius kiboko is the source of this 3038-nucleotide messenger RNA. It is a transcript of the gene LMO2, whose product is annotated as LIM domain only 2. Bases 222 to 815 code for a protein of 197 amino acids. Gene Ontology annotation, cellular component: nucleus. Lineage: Eukaryota; Metazoa; Chordata; Mammalia; Artiodactyla; Hippopotamidae. The transcript is spliced from 4 exons. Gene Ontology annotation, biological process: positive regulation of transcription by RNA polymerase II. The record is from RefSeq and is a predicted model, not a curated record. Gene Ontology annotation, molecular function: transcription coactivator activity; DNA-binding transcription factor binding.